CAUUCCUGUCUAGUACAAUAUAAUCAGAUCCUCUCAGAGUCAAGCCCCUUUCCUUACUGAAGGCAGCCUGGAAUUGCUCUGCUUGUGUGUGUGAAACAGAGAGACAGACGGAUUGUGAUUUUCCUGUGCAGUGCUGCUGUCUCCAUUCUGAGCCCAGGAGGGGAUAGAGAGCUCUGGGCACUAGAGUGGAGUUUGCCAUUUGCUGUGGGUUUUCUUGCCUUUUUGGCAUUUCAACGCGGGCUUGGAGUCUUUGGGAGAAGAUGCUUUGGAGGGACUGGAUCCUUCUCGUCCCAGGCUGAGCUUCCCCCCAUUACUUUUCUCUAUUGGGUUUUGGUUUUGGCUGGGGGGUUCUGCUGCCUUUGCAGCCCAGCUCUUGCCUUUCACGCUAUUGAACUGGAAUGAACUGGGACUCCUCUGAUUUUUUUAUUUGUUUUCUUCCUAGAAAGUUUUUUUUUCGUCUCCUCCCUUCCCUACCCCCCAGUUGAUUGUGAAAUUCCGUUUGGAUGGGCUUGAACCUUCUCUGACUGAGGUGCUCACCCAGGCUUUCAGCUGCUUGUUAUUAUUCAUAAUUCUUUUUGUUCCUUUCCUACCUGUUGGCUGGUGGUGGAGGAAGUUUCUGCACUUCUGGGUUUGUGAGGAUUUUGCCCUUCUCAGUCCCUCUGGAUUCCCUGCACUCCAGGAUGCUGUUGCUGCUGGGGAUGAGGAUGUUAUAAACUUCUAGAGGGGACAGAUAUUUUUUCUCCCCCUCGAUUUCCCUAUUUGGAGAGGAUACAGAUCUGAGGUGUUGAGCUCAGCUUGCUCCUUGGUCCCCCCCCCCCCCUUCUCUGUGGCGAUUGAGGGAAGAUCCCAGUUCUUUUUAGUAGCUGUUUUGCUGGGGCAAUCUGAAAUUUCUGUCCUCGGAGAGUGAUCUGUAUCAAUCUGCUGGCUUCCCUCAGAGCUCCUAGCCAAGGACCUUAUGGGAUUUUCCUUUAAUCUACUUCAUGUUCUAGGGUUUCGGUGGAGCUGGCCAUGAUGUUCCGGUUCCUGGUGGCUGCCCUCUUCCCGGCUGUGAUCCUGGCUGCGCCACCGCCCAUUAACAAACUGGCCCUUUUCCCGGACAAGAGUGCGUGGUGCGAGGCGAAGAACAUCACCCAGAUUGUGGGGCACAGCGGCUGCGAGUCUAAGUCCAUCCAGAACAGGGCCUGCUUGGGACAGUGCUUCAGCUACAGUGUCCCCAACACCUUCCCUCAGUCUACAGAGUCCCUGGUGCACUGUGACUCCUGCAUGCCCGCCCAGUCCAUGUGGGAAAUCGUGACACUGGAUUGCCCGGGCAACGCCGAGAUCCCCCGAGUCGACAAGCUGGUGGAGAAGAUCCUCCGCUGCAGCUGCCAGGCCUGCGGGAAGGAGCCGAGCCACGAGGGAGCGCUGUUCAACGUCUACCUGAACGCAGAGGAGAACCUGCCCGCCGAGGGCCCCAACCCCCAUCACUACGUGCACCACCAGCAGGAGGCAGAAGAAACUCCCAUCUCCAACCGCCACCGCGAGGAGGAGGGGGGCGAGGAGUGACCCACGCCCUCCAGGACUGUCCUUCCAGCCUGCAGUGCGGACAGGGGGUGGUGCACAGGGGAGGGGGUGGGGCUGCGGGGUGAUUACCUGUCUACUAACUACCCAUCAUGCUUUGCUCUUAGCGGCGCUGUGGGGUGGGCAAGAACGUCCGAGGCGCAGACGGGGCUUGGGCUGAGACGUGGGGAUGAGAGCGCGGGGGGAUCUGAGCAAACCUACUUGCACAUCAUAGUGAUAAUAUAUUGUCGGGGGUGGGAGGUCAGGGGCAGCAGCCGGAAGGGGCAGGACGGGACCCUUCGGGGACUGAGGGUGGCACAGGCUGGCUCUGCAGGGUUUGGAACCGGGCUUCU
This is a messenger RNA of Gopherus flavomarginatus (Mexican gopher tortoise), 1892 nucleotides long. RefSeq names its product NBL1, DAN family BMP antagonist (gene NBL1). The transcript is spliced from 4 exons. Gene Ontology annotation, molecular function: receptor ligand activity; BMP binding. Lineage: Eukaryota; Metazoa; Chordata; Testudines; Testudinidae. The coding region runs from base 1009 to 1545 and encodes 178 amino acids. Gene Ontology annotation, biological process: animal organ morphogenesis. The record is from RefSeq and is a predicted model, not a curated record.